Messenger RNA from Amoebophrya sp. A120, 1013 nucleotides. The record is from the annotation of a GenBank genome assembly. Lineage: Eukaryota; Dinophyceae; Syndiniales; Amoebophryaceae.
AUGCCUCCUGCUCCUUUCUCGCGUGCCGACGCACACCGUAUCUACCACGCUUUCGGUGGCCACGACCUGAAGAACGUUGCCCACUGUGAAAUUCCCAACCCGGUAUGUUGCACCAUCCGCUACGCGUGCGCGGUGAAUCCGUGUGGGAAGCGGUUUUCUGUCGAGAGACCCACCGAUCCGGGGGGUUUGGUCGCGCAGGACAAGGGCGGGGUCCCGUUGUUCUCGAGUGACACUGUAGAAGUCUCUACCUGCUGCCCGUUUUGGAAGGAGCGAGGCGUGCCCAAGAGGGACAUCUUCGACGAUGACAGGGACGUUUUUUCUUUUACAUUGUUCACGCACCCCGUUUGUUGCUGCUUCCGUAUUGCCACCGUCGGAAAGCAAAAUCAGCCUGUCGGUGGUUGUAAAUGUUGUGUGCGGAAGCGGACGAAAAUGUUGACAAUAAUCGACGUCGACAACCGCGGAGAAAUAGACAGAACGCUACAGCGGCCGAAUUAUAAUUACGGCCAGCAAAUCGCGCGAACGGAAGUAGAGCUGGCGUUGGGAGUGCCACGACAGCAAGGCAUGACAAGAUAGCAGCUACCGAAACGAAACGCAGCGUUGUUCUUGUUUUAUUUUCUUUAUCACGAUGUUUCGUAAUACGACCAUAUGACGACCAUGAAUAAAAUGCGGACGCUCGAACGUCGGCUAGAAAUCGAAAAAUGUACAACUCGUACGCGGUUUUCUAAAAAGGGCAACAUCACCUCCAUCGCAUCCUGUCGAAAGCGUCCUGGAUACACAGCACUCUUGGUUUGAUCCCGGCUAUGCGAGCAAUGCUGUCGCUAGAAGCAAGUUUCGACAGAAUUCCUGGGCAAGGAGUAGUUUGUACUCGUAUUGCGUAUGCCUUUAAUAUUGCACUUCUUGCCACUGCAGUUUUUUCUUGAAACAGUGCUGCUAUUUUGCGACGUCGGAUAAACUUUUAUCUGUACUGCAUCGUCAUCGUGGUCCCUUUCGACACGGAAAAUCGUCACUUGUUA